AUGGACUGUUCAGAGCGAGGUGGAACUGGGCUUACACAUCUGCCACGUUCCGGUUCCGGUUAUCUCUCAAUACAUGACCUCCAGGACGCCAUGUCAGCAGUCGUGCCACCUCAAACCACUAUCGACAACGAUGGCAGCUCGCUAGACCAUCUCCAGUUAGUAUCUAGCUUCACGGACCAACACGUCCAUGGCUACAUGCUACUUUGUAAGACACUCUCGAUAGCAAGUCUCAAAGGAUUACCAGGCGCUGUUUGGAGCGGAAAGAACGUUUUGGGGGUGGGCGUCGUCCGUCGGUUCUAA
Molecule: messenger RNA, 300 nt
Organism: Pochonia chlamydosporia 170
Lineage: Eukaryota; Fungi; Ascomycota; Sordariomycetes; Hypocreales; Clavicipitaceae
Exons: 2
Coding region: 1-300 (99 amino acids)
Source: RefSeq, a predicted model, not a curated record